This is a messenger RNA of Lotus japonicus, 1422 nucleotides long. RefSeq lists its product as uncharacterized. Bases 1 to 1422 code for a protein of 473 amino acids. NCBI's taxonomy places the organism in Eukaryota, Viridiplantae, Streptophyta, Magnoliopsida, Fabales, Fabaceae. The transcript is spliced from 2 exons. The record is from RefSeq and is a predicted model, not a curated record.
AUGGCGCAGUUUAGCAAGAUGGACAUACAGUUGGAAGAAGACAGUCCUGAUGUAUGUGUGGCUUCCUUUAAAAAUGGGCUUCGGGCGGACUCAUUAAAUCGUGAUUUAAUGCGACGUCUGGCGCGUGACAUGAUGGAUCUGAGGGCGAGAGUGCAAGAGUUUAUUAUGAUUGAGCAGGAUGAACAAAACAAAAAAGAGAGAGAGGAUUGGCGAAAGAGCUCCGAGCAAAACACAACCCCUCCUGACCAGCACCAACACCUCGCCAGCCAAGGCCUGAACCCUACCAACAUGUUAAGCAGGGACUUCAAAGCAACACGUGGCAUAGAAAUGCCCAGGUAUCCGCCUCCACCUCGGCGACCACCAAAUAAUGUUGACACCAAUAGGUGGUGUGAGUUUCACAAAGCGUUGGGUCAUACCACCGACAAUCGUUGGACUUUGCGGCGAGAGAUCGACCGACUGAUCAAAGCAGGACACUUCGCAAACUUUGUCAAAGAUACUUCAGUGCAGGAGCCUGCCAAGGCGGUUCAAGAUAAAAAAGGGAAAGACAAAGAGGUGGUGGAGGAAUUAGGCGACCCAUCAGGGGAAUGUGCGUCCAUCGCAGGAGGAUUUGGUGGUGGAGAACUUUCCAGCAAGGUUAGAAAAAGACACGUUGCGGCGGUCCAUUCUAUACAUAAGGCAUAUGAGGGAGCAUGUUGGUUGAACCAUUCCCCAAUCACAUUCACUCCACAAGAUUUUUCACAUGUGAUCCCACAUGACAAUGAUCCCAUUGUGGUAACAAUCACGAUCAACAACUACAGAACUAAGAAAUUGUUAUUAGACCAGGGAUCAUCGGCAGACAUUAUCUAUGGUGACGCAUUUGAUCGUUUGGGUCUCAAGGAGUCAGAUUUAAAGCCAUACCCUGGAACUCUCAUGGGUUUCACGGGCGAUCGUGUUAAUGUCCCAGGUUAUGUGGAAAUCCUGACUGCUUUUGGCGAGGGGGACUUCGUCAAGAAAUUCCAAGUCAAGUACCUUGUCCUUGCUUGUCGGGCAAAUUAUAAUGCUUUGCUCGGCUGUGAUACACUCAACAAAAUAUGUGCAGUAAUUUCUAUUGCACACUUGACCAUCAAAUAUCCGGCGUGCAAUGGAAAAAUUGGAAUUUUGCGUGUCGAUCAAGAAGCGGCGAGGGAUUGUUACCUUAAAAGUGUAGCUCUUUAUGGAAGGAAGGCCACCAAAGAAAGCCAUAGGAUGACUGAGAUCUUUCCACAAGAAAGAUUCACUUUGGAUCCAAGCGAUGACACGGAGGACUUUCGUCCUCAGCCUCUUGAAGAAACAAAAUCUGCAAAUGUAAAGGACAAGGUGCUCAAGAUUGGAAGUGGUUUAUCAGAGGACCAAAAGGCUCAAUUGAUCGCCUUGUUAGGCAAAAUUUUGGAUCUGUUUGCUUGA